Messenger RNA from Ogataea parapolymorpha DL-1, 936 nucleotides. Its product is annotated as D-arabinose dehydrogenase [NAD(P)+] heavy chain. Gene Ontology annotation, cellular component: cytosol. The record is from RefSeq and is a predicted model, not a curated record. The coding region runs from base 1 to 936 and encodes 311 amino acids. The transcript has a single exon. NCBI's taxonomy places the organism in Eukaryota, Fungi, Ascomycota, Pichiomycetes, Pichiales, Pichiaceae. Gene Ontology annotation, molecular function: aldose reductase (NADPH) activity.
AUGUCUAUUUUGCAAGAGAAGAUCCAAUUGAACAACGGCACUGCCAUUCCAGUCGUCGGACUAGGCACAGUGACUCCAGACGACAAGAAACCUAUUUUGCGCGAAGUUGUCAGAACAGCAAUUCUCGAUGCUGGUUAUCGUCACAUCGACACUGCCUGGUACUACGGUGUGGAGCCAAUUUUGGGUGAGGUUUUAGAGGAGAUUUUCAAUGAGGGAAAAAUCAAGAGAGAGGACCUCUUCAUCACCACCAAGGUCUGGCCUGCUCUGUGGAGCAACCCGCAAAAGUCUUUGGACAAAUCACUCAAGGAUUUGAGAGUCGAUUACGUUGACCUGUGGCUGCAACACUGGCCAUUGACUUUCAAAUCUGACGAAAACGGCCAGCCACCCGUUCCUCGCGACAGCUCCGGUAAAGUCAUCGAGGACGACGGCGAUUUUCUGGACACUUACAAGAAAAUGGUUGAUAUCUACAAGAAUUCCAAUAAGGUGAAGGCCAUUGGAGUUUCAAAUUAUUCCAUUGGCAACCUGGACAGACUAUUAAAGGAAACUGACGUGGUGCCUGUGAUCAACCAGAUAGAGCUUCAUCCACAGCUACCUCUAAACGAUCUGGUGGAGUUCUGCAACAAACACAAGAUUGUCGUUGAGGCAUACAGUCCGUUCGGAUCUAACGGUGCUCCGGUCCUGGAACUUCCUCUGGUGAAGCAAUUGGCCGAGAAGUACAACGUCAGACCUGCAGACAUCCUUGUGAACUAUCACACGGCUUCUGGACGCGUGGCUUUGCCUCGUUCUUUGAACCCAGACAGAAUAAAGCAGGGCUAUAAGAAGGUGCCUUUGACCAAGGAGGAUCUCGCAAAAUUGUACGAGAUCGGUGAAAAGGAGCCUAAGAGAUACAUCAAAGAGGACUGGGGCCAUCACAUUGGACUGCCAUUCUGGGAUUAA